UAUUUCUUCCAUCUGCUCUGAACUGGUGCACUAAGUGUAAUAAAUAUGUUGACCGGAAUCGUCUAUUCGAUAGCGAGUGCCAUAUUAAAGGUCUGUUUUCUGUGGCUAAACUAGUAUACACUUUUGGAAUUUGAAUUGAGACAGAUAGAACUGAAUGAGCAUGUCAUCAGAUGAGGAGAAUGACGAACUGCAAGACUUGGAGGCGAUACGCGAUAAGGUUCUUAGCAGCCCACAUAGCAAGCGUAUGCAAGUGAGCGCUUGGGAGGACGACGAUGAUGGUGUAGAAGCAGAACGUAAUGCGAGAGAACCUGAUGCAAAGGCUAUGUUGAACGCUGCCGAAGAGGGAAACCUGGAAAAUAUUAAGAAUUUAUUGAAUAAAAACCGCCACUUACUCAAUUGUACCGAUAAGGAUGGCUAUACUCCGCUUCACAGGGCAUGUUAUGGCAACAAUGUGGAAGUGGUAGAGUAUCUACUUGAAGCAGGGGCUAGAAUAGAUGCUAAAACUCAAGAUGAAUGGCAACCUCUACAUUCUGCAUGCUGUUGGAACAACACAGAAUGCGCUGAAGCCUUAAUUGCAAACGGAGCAGAUGUUAAUGCAACAAGCAAAGGAGAUCAAACACCUUUACAUUUGAUUUCCGCUAGUUCAUACAACUCCCCUGCUCUCCAGCUUCUUCUCUUACAUCCUGACACAAAUCCCUACCUGGUUAACUCAAGUGGAGACACGGCAGAUCAGAUCGCGAGAAGGACGACCAAAAACUAUCCUAUGUUCGAAAUAAUUGAACCCUGCCUAAAUGAGAUUUAAGGUCAAGUGAUGCCAGCAUCCCGAAGGAAGCAUGCCGUUUAUCGAAGUUUCGGAGAUCGUUCGAUUUAUCUUAUCGUCCGGUCGAUGAAUCACCUGAUUUGAGAUCGAGCCAAGUUUCCAAAACCAGCGAUUCGAACCCAAUGGAUAUCAAAUGUACUG
Trachymyrmex septentrionalis is the source of this 961-nucleotide messenger RNA. RefSeq names its product ankyrin repeat domain-containing protein 49-like. The coding region runs from base 155 to 802 and encodes 215 amino acids. The record is from RefSeq and is a predicted model, not a curated record. The transcript has 6 exons. Gene Ontology annotation, molecular function: protein binding. NCBI's taxonomy places the organism in Eukaryota, Metazoa, Arthropoda, Insecta, Hymenoptera, Formicidae.